This is a messenger RNA of Leishmania mexicana MHOM/GT/2001/U1103, 1143 nucleotides long. RefSeq lists its product as hypothetical. The record is from RefSeq and is a predicted model, not a curated record. Gene Ontology annotation, molecular function: hydrolase activity. Lineage: Eukaryota; Euglenozoa; Kinetoplastea; Trypanosomatida; Trypanosomatidae. The transcript has a single exon. The coding region runs from base 1 to 1143 and encodes 380 amino acids.
AUGGCGUCUCCACGCAAGGUUGAUGUGUUUGUGGCGCGGGCCUACUCGCGCAAGGGCGUGCAGUCGGGGCUGUUCUUCUGGACUGUUUUGGCCCUCGUCCUCGCGGGCACGUUUGUCGUCUCAAAAAUUCCGUUAGGCCUUUACACACCUACAGUUGGUUUCCAGCAGAGCAAGCACCGCGAGCCCCCGAAGCAGAUUAUCCCGCCCGCGCCCUCCACCCCAGCCGGCCGUGGCAUCAUGCGUGCGCACAGCCAACGCAUUAUCGCUAUCGGGGACCUUCACGGCGACAUUGACCGACUCCGCAGCACCCUGCGCGCUGCGAACGUGCUGGAGAAGGGCGUGGACGCCUGGCGCAAGGGGUGCACCGAUGUCGUGGUGCAGCUAGGCAACGUUGUGGGCUACGGUCCAGAUGCUCCGGAGAUGCUGCAGCUACUGUCGGGGCUCAAGGUGCAAGCUCGCGCCUCUGGUGGACGCCUCAUCACGUUGAGCGGUAACCAGGAGCUGCUCACUCUUUCCGGAGUCUUGGAAUACGUGCAUCCGCGGUUGCUGAACUUGUCCGCCGGCCAUGUCGGCUUACGCUACCUGUACGGCCCUGGCGGACGCUACGGGCGCAUGAUGGCCGAAGAAAACUUGGCCGUGGUGAUCGUCUCGGACAUCGUGUUUGUGCAUGGCGGGCUGACCGCCGCGUACGCCCGCCGCGGUGUUGAUCAGCUCAACGCCGAAUGGUAUGAGGGGGCUUCCUUUAUGAACCUGACAAGGCACCCCUUUCACAACGAGGCGAGUCCGUUGUGGGACCGCAGCGUCGUGCGGGCGGCUAUGGCCGGCAAUUGCGGCCCUCUUUCUGCCGGCAUUGCGGCGCUCAAGGCAAAGGAAAACAGGGAAAUCAAUCUCAUGGUGGUGGGCCACACGUCCAUGCCGGACGGGAAGGUGGGCACCUGGUGCGCCGGCAAGCUCAUGACCAUCGAUGUCGCCAUGAGCCGCUACGUCGAGAAAGGCGGCUACGAGGCGUUUGUGAGCUUCCUACCGAUGCUGAAAAAGGUAAAACGGAAGAAGGUCUUCCGAAGCACGGCAGAGCGCGUCGAAACGCACUACCCACUUGGCUCCGGCGUCCGCGCGGGACCUCUUACUCCGACAGAGGCCUAA